AUGAGUGUGGAAAUCAAUGACUUUGCCCAAUGCCUCCGCCAUCAGCACAGUCAUGAGGGGCUCAAAACCAUCCGGAGGAUGAUGCAUCUGAUGUGUGCUGGUCUGUGGUGUCUGGUACAGGGAGACACAUCCUGCAAGACCAAGCUGGACCCUCCCCUGGAUGGUACUGAAUGUGGAGCAGACAAGUGGUGCCGAGCUGGAGAGUGUGUGAGCAAGACACCCAUCCCAGAGCAUGUGGACGGGGACUGGAGUCCAUGGAGUGCCUGGAGCAUGUGCAGCCGAACUUGUGGUACAGGAGCACGAUUCCGGCAGAGGAAAUGUGACAACCCCCCCCCUGGGCCUGGAGGCACACACUGCCAGGGUGCCAGCGUAGAACAUGCUGCCUGUGAGAACCUGCCUUGCCCCAAGGGUGUGCCCAGCUUCCGGGACCAACAGUGCCAAGCCCAUGACCGACUGAGCAGCAAGAAGAGAGGCCUGUUGACAGCAGUGGUGGUUGAUGAUAAACCCUGUGAACUCUACUGCUCACCCCUCGGGAAGGAAUCCCCGCUGCUGGUGGCUGACAGGGUCCUGGAUGGCACACCCUGUGGACCCUACGAGACUGACCUCUGCGUGUAUGGCAGAUGCCAGAAAAUUGGAUGCGACGGCAUCAUCGGGUCUGCGGCUAAAGAAGACAGGUGUGGUGUCUGCAGUGGGGAUGGCAAGACCUGCCGUGUGGUGAAGGGUGACUUCAGCCACUCCCGGGGGACAGCUGCUUGGGGUACAGACCCCAUAACAAAGCUUCAGGGAAGGGAAGCAAACAUUAGCGUCAUCGACCUGUGA
Messenger RNA from Grammomys surdaster, 819 nucleotides. Its product is annotated as A disintegrin and metalloproteinase with thrombospondin motifs 17-like. Gene Ontology annotation, cellular component: extracellular matrix. The transcript has 7 exons. Gene Ontology annotation, biological process: extracellular matrix organization. Lineage: Eukaryota; Metazoa; Chordata; Mammalia; Rodentia; Muridae. The record is from RefSeq and is a predicted model, not a curated record. The coding region runs from base 1 to 819 and encodes 272 amino acids. Gene Ontology annotation, molecular function: metalloendopeptidase activity.